Messenger RNA from Paraphaeosphaeria sporulosa, 2703 nucleotides. RefSeq lists its product as uncharacterized. Gene Ontology annotation, cellular component: plasma membrane; lysosomal membrane; trans-Golgi network. The transcript has 2 exons. Gene Ontology annotation, molecular function: 1-phosphatidylinositol 4-kinase activity. Lineage: Eukaryota; Fungi; Ascomycota; Dothideomycetes; Pleosporales; Didymosphaeriaceae. Bases 51 to 2354 code for a protein of 767 amino acids. Gene Ontology annotation, biological process: phosphatidylinositol phosphate biosynthetic process; Golgi organization; endosome organization. The record is from RefSeq and is a predicted model, not a curated record.
CAUUACCCCAGCUCUGCGCUUCCACACGUUCUUUUAUAUAUUCCGCCGCGAUGCCUCGAAGCCGGAGACCCCCGAACUCCGGUUAUGCGCGCAUCGCGCAAGCCGAAGAGGAAGAGGACUCGCAUGAUGAUUCUGAGGAAGAGUUUCAUGAGCGGACACUGGCCAGCUCCUACGCUCCCAUACAACCGCGGAAAGAACGCAUGCGCAUGCCACAAUCGGGCGACUCGUCGCCGAAGCUACGAAGAACUACGUCCGGGCGCCGUCAACGAACCAAUUCGGGGGUGGACAUCAAAGCUAUCAACGCGCGGCUGGAACGUUGGGCGGACGAGAUUGCACAGAAGUUCAAGAUCAAGAAGCAAAAGGAUACGCCGGAAGAUGAGGCGCUCGAAAUUCACCACUCGGUGUUCCAAGCGCCGGACUGGGUACGCCCGGCCACGGCAGAGACACUCACAUUCGACUAUGAGGGCUCUUCGGAUCGCAUGACGAAGCUACAAUUCGAUGAGAUCGUGGAAAGUGUGCAGGUGGCCAUCGAACAGGGCAUGCAUCCGAAGCUGAUCACGCAAGGCAGCUCGGGCAGCUACUUCGCGCGCAACUCGCAGGGCAAGGUCGUUGGCGUCUUCAAGCCAAAGGACGAGGAGCCGUACGCGUCGCGCAACCCGAAGUGGACUAAGUGGAUACACCGGAAUCUGUUCCCCUUCUUCUUCGGGCGCGCAUGUUUGAUUCCUAACCUGAGCUACAUUUCCGAAGCCGCUGCCUACGUACUGGACUGCCAACUGCGCACGAACCUCGUACCGUAUACCGAAGUCGUUUCGCUCUCGUCCAAGUCCUUCCACUAUGAUUUUUGGGAUCGAAGAGCAUACUACAGAAAGAGGAAGCCAUUUCCGGAGAAGGCGGGUAGUUUUCAGGUGUUUCUGAAGGGCUUCAAGGACGCGAACAUCUUUCUGAAGGAACACCCUUGGCCAGACCAGAACAACGUAAACCUCAACAAUGCGCGGAGGAAAAAGAAGCGGAGAUGGGCUGAAGAGUGCAGGCCUAGCGGACCGCAGUCGGACGACGAGGACGAGGAAGAGGCACGAUCAAACACACCGGAGCUGCAGCACAGGAGAGGCUUCUGGACAGAAGGUCUACAGCAGUCUUUCCGGGAACAGCUUGAAAAGCUGGUCAUCUUGGAUUACAUCAUGCGUAACACCGACAGAGGGCUGGACAACUGGAUGAUCCGGAUUGAUCAGAAGACUCAAGAAGCAAGCAUCGUCGCAGAACCGCCCAGGACAGAUGGCCACUUGGAGGAGGACGAGGAAGUCGUGCCCAGCAACUACACGAGGCAAUCCAUGUCUGAAGCCGAUCCGUACGGUCGCCGGGAGCCUAUGAAGGCGACAAGCAGAUCAACUACGCCUAUGGCCAGCGGUCCGACGCCAGCGAUAACGAUUGGUGCAAUCGACAACAGUUUAUCGUGGCCAUGGAAGCACCCUGAUGCAUGGCGAAGCUACCCGUUCGGCUGGCUGUUCCUACCGGUGUCACUCAUCGGGAAGCCAUUCUCUGAAGCGACGCGUCGCCAUUUUCUGCCCCUACUAACCUCCAAGCUGUGGUGGGCUGAGACACAAGCAGCUCUGCGCAAGUGCUUCACACAAGACGAUGAUUUCAAAGAACGUAUGUACGCAAAACAGAUCGCGGUAAUGAAAGGCCAAGCCUGGAACGUCGUAGAGACGCUCAAAGAGCCUGACCAUGGCCCCUUGGAGCUGACACGGAGAGCGCGCGUCUGCGUGUGGGAUGACUUGGUUGAGAUACCGAUCGCCGUUCCGCUCCGUGAGCCUUCUGCGGAGAUGCGCCGCAAAACUCAGCCUAACCGGCAAAGAGUCGCUGAGCAAGAGGAAAUGGAUAUUACGGCGCUGUCUACACCUCCGCAAAAGCCGCAGCCGGAUCUGCUCAUGAACUCACCACCUAUGGAGCUGGCGAGCGAGAACCGAUUCAACCUUUCCCGCGAAUCUAGUUCCAUGGAUGUGCGGCGACAGCAACCAGACGAUUCUGGAGUCGCUGAUUCGCAGGCUCAGGCAGUGACGUGGAAUUCUCGUCUUGAAUCGGGCUCGCCGUCACUGCAAACGAACGGACGGCCUUCACACAGAUCGCGCAUGAGUUAUGAUGCACCCCGGCGACGCGAUCAAGACUUACGGAGACACCAUCGUAGGCUGUCACUCUCCUCGCGGCGCGGAAACGGCGGCCUGUUCGCAGGCGACGAAGACGACGAGGGAGACCUCGGCUACGCAGCAAACGAGGACCUUGAUGGGAACCGCAAGCGUGUCAUUGUCGAGCGGCUGGAGAUGGUCAAGGCGAAGAACCCCGUGUUCACAUGGUGUUAAUGUACGAUUGUUCCACAAAGAGCGCAUGAAACCUUUAUGUGUAGGGAACCUAUUCUUAGAAGACAGACGUACAGAAGACUUGCAUUGGGCGGCGUUGUUUUUCUGCAUGGGCGGCGGUCGGUUGCAUAUGUGGCGUUCUGCCCUCGGUCGCUUGGCCAUGUGUAGUAAUAAAGAUGCUGGACCCCCACGAUCCCAUGGUCUGUACCUCGCAUGAGUUGCACUGCAUGCUGCGAGUUCUCGACGCCUAGGUGUCGCACUGGGCCCGUAGCUCCCAAAAGACAAGCCGUUGCACCGUUGUCCAGAUGAGUCAUUUGACCUGAUCAUCUUUCGUUUGUUUUGAGCUCUCAUC